Molecule: messenger RNA, 354 nt
Organism: Erythranthe guttata (spotted monkey flower)
Lineage: Eukaryota; Viridiplantae; Streptophyta; Magnoliopsida; Lamiales; Phrymaceae
Source: RefSeq, a predicted model, not a curated record
AUGGCGAAAAUGGUCGAUCAACGGUUAAAGCUAAUAAUAUGUUCGGUUUUUGCACUGAACGCGCAAUUAGUCUUCGGUGAUAGCUUUCUUAACUUCACAUUUCUAGAGAGUGCCGUAUCGAAAGGAGCAGUUUGUUUAGAUGGGAGUCCACCCGCUUACGCGUUCGACAAGGGGUUCGGAGAGGGGGCUAAUAAUUGGGUUGUUUUUCUUGAGGGUGGUGGAUGGUGUAAUUCAAAAUCUGAUUGCUUGGAUAGAGCAAAAGGGUAUUUUGGGAACAGUAUAUCGAGGCCGUUUAAUCGAACCUUCUUCUCGGGGAUUCUCGACCAAACUCAGAUAUUUAAUCCAGGUAAUUAG